This is a messenger RNA of Orbicella faveolata, 1043 nucleotides long. RefSeq names its product putative skeletal organic matrix protein 5. The record is from RefSeq and is a predicted model, not a curated record. NCBI's taxonomy places the organism in Eukaryota, Metazoa, Cnidaria, Anthozoa, Scleractinia, Merulinidae.
AUGACAACACUUCUACUUAACAUUGGAAUGGAGCAUUACUGCAGUGCGCAAGUUAGGUGUGUCUCCUCCUGCCAUGCCACUCUCCUAAUGGUAAACUUUAUGCAGUUGGUGGCCUUGUUUGCGGUGUUGGCGUGCACAGUGGUGCACCAUUCAGAUAUUGUGAUAAUGGAAAACACUUUUCAUUAUAGCUCGGUGUACUGGAGCGAUAAAAAUGAAUUCAACCUUCAUGGAGGGGAGACGGGGUUUGACAAACAAGAGACCAAGCUACCUACCUACUGGAACACAUCCUUUUCCAAGAUCUGUCUUGUUAUGAAGAUCGGCCAACAGAUAAACUUCAUUGUCAUUACCAGGGAGGCCACCUCUCUGUAUUCACUUAUCGCUGACGGGCAGUACCGCGCCACUACAGUGGGCCGUAACACCUGGAAGAAGCUGAUUGGUCCUCAGGCCUCAUUGCAGCUCCAAUGUAACAAGGAAGGGUUCAAUGCUGUAGGUUCUUCUGAAUACAAUUCGAAAGCAAGAAUCGGCAUCAUUAGUAACGAGCAAAAUGACUGCUUAUCCUCUGAUUCCCGAAUCGGGUUUGGUACAGGAGGGAAAUACGAUGACUCCAACACCUGUGGUAAUGAAGCAACGAACUCACCAGAUAAUGGCAUCAAACACAUCAAAACCAUGGGAUACAUUAUUGUACAGUGAGAAGGAACUGAUGAAGUGACGGCGAGAGCCAUUCAGUUUAUCGAUAUACUAAUUUUAGUAACAAACACAUCGAAGUCAUGUCAGUUCCAAUUUUUUUUUAAAUUCAGAAUGUCUAUUGAAGUUAGUUUUUUAGGUGUUGCUUAAAAAAACAAAAGGUUCCCCCAUAAUUACGGACUUUGCGUGUCGGGUAUUUAAAAUGGAAGGUUUAGUACAUUUAAUGUACCAAUAUAACAUAAGUUGGAUCAAGACAGUUUUUAAUAUUUUUAAGCGACUUUUUGAUUGGUUCCUAUACAACCACUCUCUUUUGAUAUCAGUUGAUAUUAAAAUAAUGACAUCAAACAAAUAGGCUUAAU